UAGUCCUUGCGCACCCGGUAUUUCCAAAAAGUCACCGCCUUUACAUGACACCCGCUGCCGAAGCCGGCAAUCGGAUUUGCCGACUUUAGGUUAUACGAGUCCCCCCCAUCGUUGUAAACGGUUCCGUAGAGAGGUGUGUGUUGUCCGACCUCCGAGCGAGGGGAAGGAAGAAGAGGGAACAAACAAUCAGGGGGGCGCGCCCGAGAGAGAUGGCGAGCCUGUGGAGGUUGGCGUUGGGGGGAUCGCGUGGGGCGGAUGACCUGGGCGGGGGCGUGGAGUUCUGGUCGAACCCGGAGCGGGCGGGGUGGCUGACGAAGCAAGGGGAGUACAUAAAGACGUGGCGGCGCCGGUGGUUCGUGCUGAAGCAAGGGAAGCUGUUCUGGUUCAAGGAACCGGGGGUGACCCGGGCAUCGGUCCCGCGGGGGGUGAUCCCCGUGGCUUCCUGCCUCACCGCGAAGGGCGCCGAGGACGUUCUCAACCGGCAGUUCGCCUUCGAGCUGUCGACCAGCCGCGAGACCAUGUACUUCAUCGCCGACUCCGAGAAGGAGAAGGAGGAGUGGAUCAACUCCAUCGGCCGUUCCAUCGUCCAGCACUCCCGCUCCGUCACCGACUCCGAGGUCGUCGACUACGACAGCACCCGUCACCACGCGUCCCUCGAUCAGCGCAAAAUGGAUGGAUCCUCCUCCUCAUGAACUAGCAGCGCUGUGUCUCUCUCUGGCUCCUCGUAUGCAUCCUCCCACAUCUAUUAUGCAAUCUAGGGUUUCUCCUCCUCUCUUUCUUUUUUGGGCUUGCUUUUCUUGAUCGUGUUGUACGGACCAUUUGCUGUUAUAAUUGGGCUGUCUAUUUGUACAUCUCUAACUGCUGUCAUAAUUUGGCAGUGCUCGAAAUCGAUGUAUAGGAUCUGUUCUCGUUGCUUGGGUCUCGAUCCUUAUAAAUUAUCACAUGCUAAAUCUCCCGACUUUGCCUUCUUCUUGUUAUGUAUUCCUACGAUUCAUGCGUAAGACAUCUGUUCCUUUGU
Molecule: messenger RNA, 1018 nt
Organism: Elaeis guineensis (African oil palm)
Lineage: Eukaryota; Viridiplantae; Streptophyta; Magnoliopsida; Arecales; Arecaceae
Product: pleckstrin homology domain-containing protein 1
Source: RefSeq, a predicted model, not a curated record